Exophiala bonariae is the source of this 1080-nucleotide messenger RNA. RefSeq lists its product as uncharacterized. The record is from RefSeq and is a predicted model, not a curated record. NCBI's taxonomy places the organism in Eukaryota, Fungi, Ascomycota, Eurotiomycetes, Chaetothyriales, Herpotrichiellaceae. The coding region runs from base 1 to 1080 and encodes 359 amino acids. The transcript has a single exon.
AUGGACAACACACAGCCUUGGCUCCAACCAUUCCCGGAGACUGGCUACAAUCCAAUGUCUUCACACAGUGUUUCUUCCUAUUUCAUUCGUCCUAGUAAGGUAGUUAAACCGAGCAGUCGGAACAACAGUCCCCGUUCUCUGAAGAGACGAAAGACGACCACAUCAGCUCCGACCUCGACCAGAACAAAAUCAUUCGUUGAUCAACUCCCAUCUACCAGUCAACAAUGGACCGUUCCGGAUGUGACCCGUUCACGACCUGUCAGCUGGCAUCCGAACUCGAUGGAGGACUUUUAUAAUGCUUCAUAUGGGACUGGUACCAUGGUCGACGGACAAUGUUUAUCGACCUUUGGGUUCUCUACCACCAAUGUCAAUGGACUGAUUACACCAAUUUCACACCCUGUCAUCAAUGAACCACAAAUCCAAGAGCUCAUAACGCCCCUCGAUGAGUAUUCUAUGGGCGCCUCGACAUAUAUGUGCAACAAUAACUUUGUUGAUAACCAAUCAUGGAUGGUGCUGAAUCAGCAGAAGUGCAAUCCCUACACUUUGAAUGACCUGUACCAAGUCGACUCAAUUCUACCUACAUGGCAACUGAGUCAAGCCCCAGUACAACCGCCACACACUGUUCACACUGCACCAUCAUCACCGACUUGUUUACCACUCCACGUAGAUACACUCAGUCUUGAUACGACAGACUUGGACGAGAAAAGUCACUCGGAGGAACUGGUUGGCAUGGGGCUUUAUGAUUCUCCGGCUGAUGUUCAAUCAACUUCACUUCUAUUUGGUGGCAUGUCCAGUGUAUCACGGAGGGGAUUGAAACUCGAGGAGUCUUUUAUUCCCGAAGAUCGACCCGAUGAGGACCUUGAUGAGGACGCAGAAACGGAGGACGACGACGACGAGGAAGAAGAACCAUUUGAGGUGCCAAGGAAAAUGGAUUACAGUUCACAAUCAAUUGCAAAUCAGAUGGGAUUUCUUCCUAUACAACAAGAGCCGGAUUCUCUUGCGUCGAGAUAUCUGGCCACUCUCGGGCAACUCAGCAGUGCUUAUUAUCCCACUUCACAUCCGGGAUACAACUGGAUUUGA